Molecule: messenger RNA, 1239 nt
Organism: Symbiodinium sp. CCMP2456
Lineage: Eukaryota; Dinophyceae; Suessiales; Symbiodiniaceae
Source: the annotation of a GenBank genome assembly
AUGCGACCGAUCCUGCACCGAACAUGCUGGUCUUUGAAAGCUGCUUUUGCUGGACGGCGACCGAAGUCGCACCCAGAGGAUCCCUGCUUGCAGAUUCCACGGCAACACACGAAGCUCAAACAAUGUCUGUCUCGUAAAUUUGCGGUCGCGGAAUUUAAAGGAGACUGGGAGUGGCACCAGCGUUUGUGGCAAAUGCGUACACACUGGAAGUCGAAGCAGAUUUGUCACGCGUGCCGUGCGACCCUUAACAGCAAGGGCAAUGAUGGGCAAUGCUGCUUCGUCCUCUUUGGAUCAGAUAUCCCUCGUCGCAGUUUCGAAGAGUGCCUGCUGGUUUCGAUGCCAGAUGCUCCGUGCCCUCUUGUGCUCGUGGAUGGAUUUCAUCCGGGCAUCAUCCGCUUCUGUGCGAUGCACGUCUUGGCGCUGGGAAUUUAUCAAACUCUCUGCGCGGAAGCCUUGCUUUGGCUUUGCGAGUCGCAAGUCUUUUCGCCAAUGACAGAUGGUAUGGAUGCUCGACUCCGAUCAGCAUACAUCCAUUUUAAAGGCUGGCUUCGCAUCAACAAGCUGUCGUGCAGCGGACGACAGUUCUCUUGCAGACUCUUGCACCUCGUCGAGACUGACUUUCCUUAUUUGGGAUACAAGGCAUUCAACUGCCGGAUCGUGCUUGCGUGGUUCCUCAUGAGCGAAGUGCAGAAUGAUCUGGAGACCAGCGGCCGUUACUUGACUGCGAGCGAGAGUGAGAACCUCUACAGUCGAGGUCAGCUGGCCCUGCGAUUCUACAGAGAAGCAGCCGAAAUAUUUUCUGCCAGGGCACAACUUCGGUUUCAGUUGAGGCCGAAAUUGCAUGCGAUGGAUGAAUUAUUGAGAGGAUGUCUGUGCGAGAAGUACAACCCGAGAUACUUUCAGAAUUAUUCAGAAGAAGACGUGCUGGGGCUUUUGAAGCCUUUGGCCCAGAAAUCUGUAGUCUCUUCAGCUCGAAGCUUCGAGGUUUCUAUGAUGAAACGUUAUUUCCUCAGGUGCGAUCUGGGCCGAAAAAAAAUAAAUAUACAUAUAUGUAUAUAUGCAUGCAUAUAUAUAGUCCUCAUAAACUCUAUACCCUGGCCAGGCUUCUUGCCGAUCGACCCGAAGAUGUCGAACGAAGCAUUCGGCGGUAGAGUCGCGGCUCGUUCCUUGCUGUUUACUUUUUGGAACCACUUGGUGGUUUUGAGCCUCUUAUAUUUAGGGUUUGGGUACAGGCUUUAG